AUGGAAGCCAUAUUACGACAAAACUCCUUAGUGUCUUCUUCCGUUGUGAGUCAGCAUAACAAACAGGAAGCUAUCGAUCGUUUUCGUAUCAUCCUACGGAAUCAUGGUGUUGCUAAGAAACUGGGCAUUAAAGAUUUGGAUAUUGUUUACGUUUUCUUUUCUGCUUCGCUGAGCCUUUUCGUCAUUCUCCAUCCCUCUCCCUCUCCCCUAAGUAUUUUCGCAUCUAUCUAUCUAUCUAUCUAUCUAUCUAUCUAUCUCAGUCUCUUUUUAUCUAUCUAUCUAUCUCUGCCUGUUACUAUCUCACUUUUUCGUAUCUAUGUACAUAUCCCACUCUUUUCGUAUCUAUCUACAUAUCCCACUCUUUUCGUAUCUAUCUAUCUAUCUAUCUAUCUAUCUAUCUAUCUAUCUAUCUCAGUCUGUUACUAUCUAUCUCACAUUUUCGUAUCUAUCUAUAUAUCCCACUCUUUUCGUAUCUAUCUAUCUAUCUAUCUAUCUAUCUAUCUCUACAGAACACGAGAUUAA
Molecule: messenger RNA, 522 nt
Organism: Acanthosepion pharaonis
Lineage: Eukaryota; Metazoa; Mollusca; Cephalopoda; Sepiida; Sepiidae
Source: the annotation of a GenBank genome assembly